This is a messenger RNA of Mus musculus (house mouse), 6265 nucleotides long. It is a transcript of the gene Gmpr2, whose product is annotated as guanosine monophosphate reductase 2. NCBI's taxonomy places the organism in Eukaryota, Metazoa, Chordata, Mammalia, Rodentia, Muridae. Gene Ontology annotation, molecular function: oxidoreductase activity; GMP reductase activity; catalytic activity. The record is from RefSeq and is a predicted model, not a curated record. The transcript has 11 exons. The coding region runs from base 159 to 1052 and encodes 297 amino acids. Gene Ontology annotation, cellular component: GMP reductase complex. Gene Ontology annotation, biological process: GMP metabolic process; nucleotide metabolic process; purine nucleotide metabolic process.
GCGCCCGAAGCUAGAAUUCCUUGGGUAGUCGAGUUUGCAAUUAGCGGAACUCGUUCGAGUGGCCCUGAAGGCUCAUCGAGGCUGCACGCGGCUAGUUGCUAAGCAAAAGAAUCUUUGGUCAACUGCCACCUGAGUCAAAGCAACAGGAACUUUGCAUCAUGCCUCAUAUUGAUAAUGAUGUGAAACUUGACUUCAAGGAUGUCCUGUUGAGGCCCAAACGCAGCACUCUUAAGUCUCGAAGUGAGGUAGAGCUCACAAGAUCAUUUUCGUUCCGGAACUCAAAGCAGAUGUACAGUGGCAUCCCUGUCAUUGCUGCCAAUAUGGAUACCGUGGGCACUUUUGAAAUGGCUAGGGUUCUCUGUAAGUUCUCCCUGUUCACUGCCAUCCAUAAGCACUACAGCAUCCAUCAGUGGCAAGAGUUUGCUAGCCAGAAUCCUGACUGUCUUGAGUGUCUAGCUGCCAGCUCAGGCUCAGGCUCUGCUGACUUUGAGCAGCUGGAACAGAUCCUGGAAGCUAUUCCCCAAGUCAAAUAUAUAUGCCUGGAUGUGGCUAACGGCUACUCUGAACAUUUUGUUGAAUUUGUAAAGGAUGUACGGAAGCGAUUCCCCCAACACACCAUCAUGGCAGGAAAUGUGGUAACAGGAGAGAUGGUAGAAGAGUUAAUCCUUUCUGGGGCUGACAUCAUCAAAGUGGGAAUUGGUCCUGGCUCUGUCUGUACAACUCGGAAGAAAACUGGAGUGGGGUAUCCACAGCUCAGUGCAGUGAUGGAGUGUGCAGAUGCUGCUCAUGGCCUCAAAGGCCAUAUCAUCUCAGAUGGAGGCUGCAGCUGUCCUGGGGAUGUGGCAAAGGCUUUUGGGGCAGGGGCUGACUUUGUGAUGUUGGGUGGCAUGCUGGCCGGGCACAGUGAAUCAGGUGGCGAACUCAUUGAGAGAGAUGGCAAGAAAUAUAAGCUCUUCUACGGAAUGAGUUCUGAAAUGGCCAUGAAGAAGUACUCAGGAGGUGUGGCUGAGUACAGAUUUCUGGCGGAUGCCAUGCAGGAAAAGCUGAAGUAGGCAACUGAGCUCCCUGGAGAUGGCCCUCCAUCUUGCUUGACUACAAUGGGUGCUCUCUGGCUCUAGGGAUGAAACUCAGCUCCUCUGUCCUGCUUGGCAGACACUUCCCCUGCUAACCUGUCUCCAGCCUUCUGUGCUUUUCUUUCUUGUGGUGAUGCUACUGAGAGCCUGCUGCGCUCUACGACACAGGGAUGGACUUGAAGGGGGCACUGAGGGAACGAAGAAAGGACAGAAACGCAGACACAAGUACAGAAAGGCUGGAAUCUGGUGGGCGGUGUGCUCUGAUGGACGCACCAACAGUAACAGCAACCCUGAAACCCAGUGUGUUUCUUUAUGGAUCGCGGAGGCGGACUAAUUAUAUACAGCUGAACAAAAAGGCAUGCGUAGCAAAUCUCUGUAGGAGUCUCUACACGGAAGCAGUCUCCUACUGCAGUUGUCCCAGAGGCCAUGGGGACUAGUACUUUCUGCGCAUACUUAGCAUUCACGCACCGCGCCCAAGGGAAGUCUCUUGUCAGUUCCUUGAGCCUGACCUGGGGAAGGCUUUGCCAUUUCCAUGAGUCUGAGACAUUGGGGUCCUUAUCAUGGCUGUGUUCAUGUCAAACCAUAUACAUUCACUCAGGACUUAUCUGCUCCCCACAGUAACUUCUAAGUUGCUUCUAUUAUGAACGGAAAACCAAGUCCUCUUCCCUGUUAAGAUCGGCUACUCUUUCUGGGCACCAUAUGGUGUGCAUAUCAUCUGUCUUCACUGCACGAUGAGUUUAGACAUCCAAGCCAGAGCCCUUACCUCUGUCCUUCCUCCUCUGAAAUCUAACUGAUCACCAAUCAGUUCUGCUUCUACAACCAAGGCCACCCUUCUUGUCUACUAUUUCUUCUAUUUCAGGUUUGCUGUCUUUCAUCCUAAGGGGACUACACUCUAUAUCCAGCCCAAAGAUGCUUUGAUUUUUUUUUAUUCCUUUUUUUUUUUUUGUCAUAUUGGUUUCAUUAAAACCUGGUGGACUGAAAAACUGACCAUACAUCCUUAACUUAAAGGUCCCCUUUGCAUUGGAAGAAAGUCCAGCUGUAAGACCCCCGAAGCUGGGCCUCCUCUCAAGUCCCGGGAUGAGCUGGCCAGCACCCCAAUGACGCUAGAGAAAACCACACCUGAUGCAAACUGCAAGAGGUUUUAUUAUCAGCUAGCUGAGGACGAACUCCUUCAGCUGUGCAGGGCAGGGGAGUUUGACCCCAAGCAGUAAUAGUAGGGGGCUUUUAACAGCUAGCUGAGGAAUUGGGAGGAGUUGGGAGGAGUGUUCUUCUCUUCCGUAUGUCCUUGGUAAAAUUACAUUUAUCGCAUCUCUGGCUGUAAGGCUCAGAAACAAAAAGGCUUUUUGCUGGCUAUAGAGAACAAAGAGCUUCUUUCUGGCUGUAUUUUUAGAGAUCAGGGAAAACAAGCUUGGGGAACGUCCAGGGGCUUUACCUUCCAGGGAGAAACACUCUAAGUCAGGGUCUCACACAACCAUGGUAGUCUGUCUGUAAUUCCAGCAGCACUUUGUCUUUCAGGCCAACCAAGUGUGACAUGAGAUUCUCUCUCUCUCUCUCUCUCUCUCUCUCUCUCUCUCUCUCUCACACACACACACACACACACACACACACACACACACCACACACACUAAGGCCCAAAUCCCCAAAAAGAUGGCAAGAGAAUUUUUUGCAGUGCUGGAGAUUGGACCCAGGGCCUCAUGAUGCAUGUUUGGCAAGUACUCUGCCACAGAGAUCCUCAAAACAGUCUGCAGAAAGAACUUUGACUGACCUGGCCAGGCUGUCUUCAGGCUUAUUUAUCCCUUGCCUCUGUGCUUGCCUACACGCCAGCCUUCGGCACACCGCAUCUUCCCAGUGUACAUGUCUUCAUGUUUCUUUACACAUGAGGAUAAUCAACCUAGGGCAUCACCUAUGCCAUGCAAGAAUGCUAACCAUUUUAGUAUACCCCUGGCUUGUUCUGAUAACUGCCUCCAUGUAGCCCUCUUGCUCAAACAAGGAAGGUUAGGCACUCUCUAGGCCCCUUAGCAUCCUGGGCGUCUUUUCACCACCAUGGCCAGAUCAGUUCUCGUCAUGCAGAGCUCUUUUCAUGACACUGGUGAGUGGUCUUCAGAAUGAAGACGUUUGGGACAGAGCCACACACAUCUAAGGUUAAGUCAUCCUUCGCUACUCUAGCCCCUUAUAUAAAAGCCUCUUAGUAGUUGGGGGUUCGGUAGAUGGCUCAGUGAUUAAGGGCACUUAAAGCUUGGACUAUGAUGCACAGAUUGUGAAGAGAGACUUUGCUAACAAGCCAAUCAAUCAUACAGAGUAUGCAGAGGACCCAGCUUUGGUUCCCAGUACCCAGAUGGUGGCUCACAAUCAUCUGUAACUCCAGUUCCAGGGGACCCAAUGCCGUCUUCUGAUCUCUAAGGGCACCAGGCAUGUGCACACAUGGUACAAAUACAUACACGUAGGCAAAACAUUCAUACACAUAAAAUAAUCUCAGCAUGUGCACAUAACCGCUCAUCAUCCCAUAUCUUUUUUAUUUAUAUUAUCUAUUUUUAAGAUAAGGGUUUUGAGUGCAGACUGAGCUGGAACUUGCCAUGUAUCCCAGGCUGGCCUCAGAUUUGAAACCUUCCUGCCUCUGCCUGCCAAAUGGUAUGACUGCCAUCCCACCAUCCGAUCUUCUGGCUCCUUUAUAGAUACUUGUGAGUAUGUGUGAGGGUCAUAUGCAUACUAUAGGAGGUUAGAGGCAACUUGCAACUAUUAGUUCUCUCCUUCCACCAUGGGAGGAUCUGGGGAUCAAACUCAGUACUCGUCAGGCUUGACAGCAAGUGCCUAACCCACUGAGCCAUCUUGCUGACCCUUCUGUGUGUGUGUGUGUGUGUGUGUGUGUGUGUGUGUGUGUGUGUGUGUGUAUGUGUGUGUGUGUAUAGUUGGGAAGCUGCUCUUGGGUGGAUGAGUUCAUUGGCUCCAAGGACCAAGAUCAGAGAAGUUGCCAUGGGGAAGUGGGAGGGGAUAGAGGAAGAAGGGAAAAAGGGAAAAGCACACAGAAAGAAGAGGGCAAGGAAGAAGAGGAAAAGGAGGAAGAUGAGAAGAAAGAGAGAGAGGGAGAGAGCGAGAGUGCCUUUUAGAUAUUUUAAAACAUUUUAAUAUUACUUAGCAUUAAAAAAUCAUCAGAAAAUAAGUCUGUUCCUUUUUUAAAAAGUUAGUUGCUUUAAAAACAAAAAGCAAAAACAAAAACAAAACCCAUAUAUCACUAUGUAGCCUUGGCUGAAUUGGCCUCCCGUUUCUGUUUCUGGAGGGCUGGCUUUAAAGGAAUGCCCACCACAUCCAGCUACAUCACUUACUUUUUUUUUUUUUUUUUUUUUUUAGAUUUAUUUAUUUAUUAUAUGUAAGUACACUGUAGCUGUCUUCAGACACUCCAGAAGAGGGCAUCAGAUUUCGUUAUGGAUGGUUGUGAGCCACCAUGUGGUUGCUGGGAUUUGAACUCGGGACCUUCAGAAGAGCAGUCGGCGCUCUUAACCACUGAGCCAUCUCGCCAGCCCCCAUCACUUACUUUUAAAGUCAUGUGAAAACUGCUAAUUUAGAGUCAGCUUACUGUUAAUUCUCAAAUCCAAAACAAACAGCUAACUGGGGUACCUAUUUAGCCUAUCAAAGUAAACCCGGCCUCUAGGUUUUCCUAGUGUCCCUCAGUCCCUAUCCUUUGCAGGGUAUGGCUGGCAUACUCCAUUCCUUACCCUGACUUCUCCAGCCCAGGGGCUGGGCUGCCCUUCCCCCUGCAGCUGUUCUCUAUAGAAUUCAGCCAUUUUGGCUACACUGGCCCUUUGUACCCUUUACUUUCCUGGCCUCGUGGUCUUUCAGUCUCCUGCCUUCCUCUGACCUCUCUUCUCAGGGUCAUGUUUGCUCUGGACUCUUCCCGGAUGUGUCUGCCUCUGGCUAUGCUCUCCCUCAGAUCUUCCUCAUAUCGUCUCCCCCACCAUACCUAGGAUCACUCAUGCCCUCUUUUUUUUUUUUUUUAAUUUCUUUUUUUAUUCACUUCCGAAUUGACACUAUGAAACACCUGAGGCCAUGAAUACGUAACUGGAAGAGUAACUUUUAUUCCCCUGAUGUAAUUGUCAUCUUGGAAGCUGACUGCGUUGUCUGCUAACCUGGGUCUAGUCCUGGCAGCUUCUAGACUCUGUACUAUCUAAUCUAGGCCUAGAAUGUUCGCAGCCUCUGAGACCUAUUGCUGAAUAAUCUCCCCUUCCUAGCUCUUUCUGAACUCUGGCUGGCUGGUCAGCUCAGCUGCUCGGACUCCUCUCCAUGCUGACUGACUCAGACUGGCUUCUUUCAGCUUCCGACUAAGUUGUGCUGCUUGGCUUCCCACUACCUUUGGCAAUUUGUUCUAAUCUUCUGGCUUCACAUUCUCUGGCUCACUCCUUCUUCACAUGCGUCUGGCUUAUUCUCUCUCUGCAGCCUGUGUCUGUACGACUGUCCCAGUAAAACUGCCCUCUCUCCCCUGUGCUGCUUCCUCUUAACUCACUUCCCUUUCCUAUCUGUUCUCACCAGACUUGGGUAUACCCUGUUCUGUCAAAUCUUUCUCUGAUUCGUCACUUUUUCUGCCACUCAGACAUCACUUCCAAACUUGGUGCUUCCUUGUGCAAACUAAGUUUACCUUCAUUGUUUGGGAUUAUAAGUAUGCACUAAGGGCAUGUCUGUAUUCCAGCCAGAGUAGCCAUGUGGCUAGAUUAAAAAUCCCUCUACACACAACAUUCCAUGAAAAAUGCAUGGGGGCUGGAGAGAUGGCUCAGUGGUUGAAAGCACUUGUUGCUUUAAUAGAGAACCAGUGUUCAGUUCCCAGUAGCACAUGGUAGUUCACAGCCUGCUUCAACUCCAGUUCCAGGGCACCGGACAGUCUCUCCUAAUCUCCACAGGUACCAGAACACACAUGAUAUGCACACAUACAUACAUAAAAUAAAUUGAAAAGGAAAAAAAUAUAUUUGAGCCAGAUAUGUGAGCUUUUAAAUGGCACUUGGGGAACUGGGGCAGGAGGAGUGCAAGGUUGAAGCAUGGACUGUGAUAGGCAGAUUGGAAAAAGAGAAUCUGCUAACAAGUCUACCAUACAAAGAAUUGGAUAUAUGCCGUGAGCUACAGAGAAAAGGAACAGACAGGGAAAAGGAGUUUAUGUAGGUGUUUUUAAAUGGAGUGGUAAGGAGGGUCCCAUCAACCUGGACCACAAA